This is a messenger RNA of Culex pipiens pallens (northern house mosquito), 1314 nucleotides long. RefSeq lists its product as uncharacterized. Gene Ontology annotation, cellular component: nucleus. Lineage: Eukaryota; Metazoa; Arthropoda; Insecta; Diptera; Culicidae. Gene Ontology annotation, molecular function: zinc ion binding. The transcript is spliced from 3 exons. Bases 108 to 1277 code for a protein of 389 amino acids. The record is from RefSeq and is a predicted model, not a curated record.
GUGCAAUCAAAACAUAAACAAACAUUUUAUGAAUCGAAAAGUUUAGCACGAAAUUUUCGAUUUGAUACUUCAAAUUUGCAACAAAUUACGCUCGAAAUUGCCAGAAAAUGUCCCCCGCCAAGCGCUUGGCGUCAUUUUGCCGCCUCUGUCUGAUCAAAGCGGAAACCAGGGUGGCAAUUUUCGGCCAACAGGAGGAAGCCAACUUGCUGAACCUGCUGAAGCUGAUCGAUCUGGACAUUGACCACGAGGUCGAACCGGAAGCGGUUCUCUGCUACGACUGCAUCGUAACGCUGGAGGGCUUCCAUCAGUUCAAGGAGCAAUGCCACACGAACGAUGAAUUCCUGAGGACACUUCCGCCGCGCGACAGCGACGAAGGUUCGGAGGAAGUCAGCGAGGUAGACGAGCAGGAGGAACCGGACUACCUGCAGGAAGACGAUGUUGCAAGGAUUGUUGACAGCGAGGAAGAAGGUCGCGUGGAGGACGAUGAUUUGUACGAGCAACCGGUGCCGAAGAAGAGGGGAUUGAAGGAGACUCCCACCAGCGCGAAACGGUUGAAAACGUCGGAAGAACCACUCGACGUUAGGCAAUCCGGUCGCAUUCGGAAACCUACCGCGAAAGCACUGGCCAGUCCUAUUAGGAAGACGGUUCCUCCAAGAAUUACUCAAACGAAGGCCGCUCCACUCGAAGCAAAGCCAAAACGCAGAAAACCCGAACCGAUCAAGAUUCGAGAACCGACCGCGGACGAACUCCACCCGCUCAAAGACUCCUACCCGGAUUACUUCCACUUUGAAAAGAGUCCCCGCUCGCUGUACUUCACCCUGGUUUACUACGGCGAACGCUUCAAUUCGGCCAUUUACGGCGCCUCGCAAACGUACUGGCAGUGCGCGUACAAGCGCAAGUUCCGCUGCACGGCCGUCGUUCACGUGUCCAACGAUUACACCCACUUUGAGCGCCGCUUCGAGCACACCCACGGCGAGCAGCGCGAAAAGGAGAGCGAACUCGAGCUGUUUACGCCGCGGCAGGCACUUCCGGCCGUGUUCCGGAUCUGCUGGCAAAAGUUGAUGGAGAAAAAAGCUCGACAGCAAAUUACGGUCAGGGUGAAGAAGGAGAAACCAGCAAAGAAAAAGCCGGAAGUGGAGAAGGUCGAGACGGAGGAGGAGGAGGAGCAAGUGGAGGAAGAUUACGUUUCCGAGUACGAAGAGGUUGAGGUUGAAGAAGAUGACGGGGCAGAUUCUUUGCUGAAAAUGCUGGAGACUGACCCAGAAGAUGAGGAUUAGCUAGAAGAAACAUUUGUAAAUUUAAAAUCUCUUGGGU